AUGGGCGGAAAAGACUCGGUGCGCGGGCCCUGGCCGUGGAUGGGCAGCCUGCGCCUGCCUAAAGGCCACCACUGCGGAGCGAGCCUGCUCAGCCGCCGCUGGGUGCUCUCGGCCGCGCACUGCUUGGUAAAGCACAAGAAUCCCUCAGAGUGGACGGUCCAGUUUGGCGAGCAGUCUUCUAGGCCACCUUUCUGGAACCUGUGGGCCUUCUACCAUCGUUACAGAGUGCAGGAUAUUAUUAUGUACCCGCAGUCCCAGGGGGCUUUGCUCAAUGACAUCGCCCUGCUGAAGCUCUCCUCCUCCGUCAUCUACAAUAAGUACGUCCAGCCCAUCUGUGUCCCGGCCUCCUCCUCCGAGUUCCAGAACCGGAACAACUGCUGGGUGACCGGCUGGGGGUACCUCGAUGAGAAAAACCCUGGGCCCCUCCUUUGGCCGGCUCAGCAUUCUCUCCUCACCUGCUUUCUGCUCCUGCUCCCCGCGAAACGGCAGGACCUCUGUACCCACGCUGAGUUCCUCUCCCUUCCAGAGACUGAAGUGCAGGUCUCCAUCAUAAACAAUUCCAGGUGUAACUACCUGUUUCAACAGCCUCAUGUCCUCAAACGAAUCCGGGAAGACAUGAUUUGUGCUGGCGCUGAGGAAGGCGGCAUUGACUCCUGCAAAGGUGACUCAGGUGGACCCUUGACCUGUGAAAAGAAUGGGCUGUGGAUUCAGGUUGGAAUCGUGAGCGGGGGAGUGGGCUGUGGGAGGCCCAACCAGCCCGGUAUCUACACCAACGUCAGUAGGUACUUCAGCUGGAUCCAGACGCUGAUGGCCUGCAGCACACCCAAGCCGGACCCCACUCAGCUGCUGCUGCCCCUCGCUCUGCUCUGGGCUGCCCCACUCCUGCAGCUGGCUGUGUGCACCUGA
This is a messenger RNA of Ceratotherium simum simum (southern white rhinoceros), 906 nucleotides long. NCBI's taxonomy places the organism in Eukaryota, Metazoa, Chordata, Mammalia, Perissodactyla, Rhinocerotidae. The record is from RefSeq and is a predicted model, not a curated record.